AUGAUUUUAGUGUUAUUUUUGAGUGUGCUGGUUGUUGGACAAUUUCCGGAGUGUCGCGGAACCGUUUGCAAAAAGCUUUUUGAGGAAGUCAAAGCGAAAAUAGCGGAAUAUAACCAACAAUACACGGCGUUGGAGGAAGAGGGGAGAGCUUAUAUGGUUCAGUACGACAACGAAAAGUCGGACCUUCAACUGGUCCGCGAUGCACAAGCGCGACAAAAAAUACGAGAGAUGACACAACAGUUAAUGUCAAAGUACAAGGAAUUACCUGCUAAAAAGAACCAAAUUCUUAAAGAAGUUGUAAGAGCACUAAGACCAUUAACUCCUGCUUUACAGGGACAACUUUUAAGAAACACUGGACUCUUCUAUAAAUUCGCACCAGAGUAUAACUCAGACGUCGCCCGUUAUAUCAAAAUAUUCAAUAACCUCCAACAAAUCAACCCACAACAAGCAAAAGAAGAACAACUCGAACAACAAAAGGAGGAACAAAUGGCGAAACAAGCGUUGCACGGAAAACAGAAUGAAGAAGCUUGA
Molecule: messenger RNA, 531 nt
Organism: Entamoeba invadens IP1
Lineage: Eukaryota; Evosea; Mastigamoebida; Endamoebidae
Exons: 1
Coding region: 1-531 (176 amino acids)
Source: RefSeq, a predicted model, not a curated record